Molecule: messenger RNA, 4214 nt
Organism: Hermetia illucens (black soldier fly)
Lineage: Eukaryota; Metazoa; Arthropoda; Insecta; Diptera; Stratiomyidae
Exons: 6
Coding region: 401-4123 (1240 amino acids)
Biological process (GO): SCF-dependent proteasomal ubiquitin-dependent protein catabolic process
Cellular component (GO): SCF ubiquitin ligase complex
Molecular function (GO): protein binding
Source: RefSeq, a predicted model, not a curated record
UUACAAGAAAUUGUGUAAUUUGCGCCGGGGUCGCCGGGCUAACAUCAGCUGUCCCUCAAUGGGGAUUGAGUCACUAUCAUUACGAGAAAAGUAGAGUAUAUUGUGUCAUAUAUCAAACGAUCGUUGUCGCGGGUACCAUAGAGAAAUUUCGUUUUCAAAGUUUACAUCGUGAGGUGGAAUAUUCGCCGGGACACUGUGGACCUACACAAAAAACUUCAACAACAACAUCAUGAGCACCAAGUAAUGUUUACUACUUCGGAAGUGCCCAACUUGCUGAUAUUCCUCCAACGCGUCGGGGUAAAAAAGCUUUAACGAUAAAGACCGAUGUAAUUUCUCAAACUUUGGGUCAUCUUGAUAAGGAGCAGCUCUUCAACAGAACAAAAAAUUGUUCAAAAAUAAAAUGGAGGCGCCAACCAGGACAAUAAAGGACUUGGAUAGGGAAAGUCUUCAACAUAUAUUCUCUCAUCUGGACCUCUUGGAUAAAUUAAAGCUAGCAUUAGUUCACAACAACAUCACUGACUUGAUCAAAGAUACCCUUUGCAAUGAAACGUUCGAUGUUUUUGAUGUUCAAACCACUUUUUCGGUGCCAGAAGCAGAAUUCAUUCUAGCUAACUAUGGACAAUUUGUAACAAAAUAUCGAUGCGUAUCCACUUGUGAAGAUGAAAUUGAUUUUUUGAGGCUAAUACCAAAAUAUUGCCUAAACUUGGAGGAAAUUGUACUCUCAGGACGUGAAAUAAAACCAAAUGAUGUUCAUAGCCAAUUAUUGACCGUGUCCAAACAUGUCAAAGCUUUAACCCUUAGGAAGUGCAUACUUGGAAACGCUUCUUGCUCUCUCCUGUCGGGUCUUAGUAACUUAGAAGUUCUUAAUUUAGAAGAUAGCAAACUCACUGGGAAAGAUUUCAGUAAAUUACGCAACCUCGUUGAUUUGAAUUUGAAGAAUUGCCGAAAUUUUAAGUCGAGAAAUUUCAUCGAAAUAUGCAAAUCGAAUAAACUAAAGAAACUGAAUAUUGCAGGCUUGAAGCAAUUAACACAUGCUUCCAUUCAAACUCUAGUAGAUACGCAAUCAGACAUAGAAACAUUGAUUGUGGGCAACAAAUAUUGGUUCAAAGAUUGGAACCGUAUGUUCCAGCUAAAAAGUUUGCGGGAAGUAUCCAUGAUUGGUUGCUUUGAACUAAAUGUGAAAGCUAAUCUCGAAGUGCUUGUGGACGAACAGAAGGAAACGCUUGAGUGCCUGGAAAUAAAUUUUGAAAAUAAAUAUCCGGAAAGAGGAGAUCAUUUCUUGGAAAUGGAAGUUCUAAGCCGGAUAUGCGAAUUUAGUAACUUAAAAGUGCUCAGUCUGAGAAACUCGGCGUUAUUGGAAGACAAACAUUUAGUGAGGAUUGCGAAGGUGUGCAAACUUUUGGAAAUGCUGGAUAUUCACGGAACAGAUUUUCGAGAUACGGGAAUUAUUAAGUCCGUGAAACAUUUAGAACGCCUACGUUAUUUGGAUAUUUCACAUUGCACAGUGAAAAGUACUCUGUACAGUCAUUUGGUAGCAGUUCGCAGGGAACAAGGAAUCGAUCGGCAACUUUUGGUCUAUAUUAAUUCCAGAAUGGAAUUGAAAAAUUUAUUGGUUUCCGACGAGUAUAAAUUAUGUCAGCACUUUGUGAAAUUGCUUUUGGAUCCAAUGAGGUUGAAUAAUGGAAUCAGCAUCUUAGAACGUCUACGACAAUUAAAUACAAAUAAUUCAGAAACACACCAAUCUAAGGAAAUUCCCCGGCCAAGUUCGCCUGACGCAUCUGAAAUUUUACAACAGAAAGUCACACUGCUCAGUUUGGAUGAAAAUUCACUUUACCAUAUAAUGAAAUAUCUGGGGGUUCCUAAAAAGCUAGAACUGGUUCUUAUCAACGAGCACUUUUGCAAUGUAGUUAAACAUUUUCUGCAUAAGGAUUUGGUUGAUGUUAUUGAGAUCAUAUUGAAUUUCACAGCAAAAGAGACACGUAAAAUUUUAUCACGAUGUGGUUCCAUGGUGAAACGUUUACGUAUAGAAAUGCCAAAUAGCCAACCGGAGGAUGCCGAAUAUUAUGAUUUAAUAGCGGAAUUUUGCACAAAUUUAGAGGAACUCAACUGUUCAGAUAUGUUUGACGUAUGCAAACUGGUAUCCAUUAUCAGAGCGUCAUCUAGCACCUUGAAAUUUCUAAAUCUCUAUCACUGUGAGAUUGAUGAAUCAGUCGAAAUUGAAAUAUCGAAAGCAUCGAAUUUAAAAACUUUAUGGGUGAAGGAGACGGGGAUUGUUGGAUCUCACGUGAGGCAAUUAAAAAAUUUGGUUGAUCUUGAUCUGGGUUGGUGCCUAGAGUUAGAACCUCAACAUUUCAUUGCCAUUUGUAAAAACAAUCGACUAGAGAAAUUAGGAAUUAGCAAAUGUACUGCGUUGAAUAACGAAGCAUUUUCUGUGUUAUCAGAAACACAAUGCAAUUUACAGAAGAUUAUACUCGACGGAAUCUACGUGGCUUCAAAUGUUGUAAAUAUAGCAAAUCUUCCAAAUCUAGUAGAUGUUAGGUUGAUCGGCAGUAGUCCUCAGGAACUAAUUGAAUGCCUAAAUGCCCUUAUUGAACAUAGAGUUGAUGAAAUACAAUGUCUUCAAAUUCAAUGUUUGGAGGAUCCGAAAGUAUCAAUGCUUCCAAAAUUACGAAGUAGUAUUUUGGAGUUUCGAAAUCUAAAACUCCUUCGGCUUCCGUUUGGUACAUUUAUAAAUGAUGCAUGUUUAAAACAGAUUGCUCUGUCAUGUCCAUUGUUGGAAAUUCUUGAUCUGUACAAUAUAUUUGAUCUAACGAAGGAGGCGAUUAUAUAUGCCGUUAAGCAUUUAAAACAUUUGCAGCAUCUCAAUAUAAAAGAAUGCCAAAUAGAUGAUAUUUUGGCUCUGUAUCAGGAGGUUUUGAAAAUCAAAGUGCAGCAAAUGGAUGCUGAGUGUUUAGUUUUGUACGUGGUUUCCGAAUGUGAAAGCCUUACAGAGACAAAAGAAUAUGCAGUUAUGAAAAAAUACGUUACUCUAUCCACGAAAGACCUAAGUGAUUUGGAAAAGGAAGGAUACUUCAAAAAGAAGAAAGGAAAAUAUCAGAAGGAAGUAAAAUCGACAUUUUUCAACACUGAUUUCAAUAACAACCAAGACUAUGUCAACAUUUUGGACCUACCCACCAAUUGUUUACUUAAUAUUGCUACCUACUUGGGAACGGUAGAUAAGUUGAACUUCAUCUCAGCUCACAGGCGAUUCUUGGAUUCGACCCGGAGUUUGAUUGAGUGCAUGGUAUUCAAUGUCAACGAGAUAAGUCAGUCGCUUACUUUACGGGAAGCGCAGGACUUGUUUAAAAGGUGUGGAAAAUCUAUAAAACGGAUACAGUUUACCGCUUUGAACUCAAACUACGUGGAGUACUUGAGACUUAUUCAACCCUACCGUGAACACUUCACAGAAAUACACUUAAGCAAUAUUUCUGAACAAACUAAUGUGGAAGAACAUAAGAAACUGUUUGAUUCUCCAUUACAGAGGCUUAAAAAAAUUGUCUUCGAUAAUGUUGAAGGGAUAGAUGCAUUCUUAACUGUUAUUCAAAAUAAAGAUGAUUUGCAAAUUUUAGAUACUUCAUGUUACAACGGGGACGGAAUGCUCAUUAAUCAGUUUAAAAAUCUUACAGAAUUAUCUUUACUCAAUUUUGCAUUAACGGAAUUGUCUAGUCAUAAUCUCAUACAAAUUUGUCGAAAUUGUAAACUGAAAAUUCUAGACGUCCAUGCGUUUGAGUGUUUAACACGUGAGGCAUUUAAUGUAUUAAUUGAAACGCAAAGUGAUACCCUCGAACGACUUUCCAUAUCCUGCGAGUAUGAUGACGAUGUUUGUAGUGAUGUAGUGAAAUUGCCUAACUUGAAACACAUUUUUAUACAAUUUUACACAAAUAUUUCGCUCCUAGAAAAAGUUUUAGAUAAACUUGUUAAAUAUCAUCGCAAUGAUUUGAUAUCUUUGGAGGUAGCAAAUGAGAUGUAUUUCCUACCAGCAUCCAUCGAUAUGUUAAAUGAAACUGUUCACGAACGAAGUAAAAAAUUCAGUAAUUUGCAGAAACUUGCAAUAAAUGUCUCUUCGUCAUUGCAAUAUAAAUAAUAAAACUCAAACUGUGAUAUUAAAGAGAAAAUGUAUAUUUUUAGGAAUAUUUAUUUAUUUAUACUGAAAUAAAAGUUAAAAGUACUAACAA